Messenger RNA from Myotis brandtii (Brandt's bat), 1525 nucleotides. RefSeq names its product tubulin tyrosine ligase-like family member 1 (gene TTLL1). NCBI's taxonomy places the organism in Eukaryota, Metazoa, Chordata, Mammalia, Chiroptera, Vespertilionidae. Gene Ontology annotation, cellular component: cilium. The coding region runs from base 105 to 1379 and encodes 424 amino acids. The record is from RefSeq and is a predicted model, not a curated record. The transcript is spliced from 11 exons. Gene Ontology annotation, biological process: microtubule cytoskeleton organization; protein polyglutamylation. Gene Ontology annotation, molecular function: tubulin-glutamic acid ligase activity; tubulin binding.
GGACCGAGGGUAUGGCUGUGCGUGAGUGGGCCAGGACCCCCAGGGAGAGUCAGUGAAAGUGGCGAGAAAUUGGACGUCCGUGUUGGCUCCAUAAGUUCCGAUGGAUGAUGGCAGGAAAAGUGAAGUGGGUCACUGACAUCGAGAAGUCAGUGCUGAUCAAUAAUUUUGAAAAGAGAGGAUGGGUCCAGGUGACGGAGAGCGAGGACUGGAAUUUUUACUGGAUGAGCGUGCAGACCAUCCGAAACGUCUUCAGUGUGGAAACGGGCUAUCGGCUCUCCGACGAUCAGAUAGUCAACCACUUUCCCAACCACUACGAGCUGACCCGGAAGGACCUGAUGGUGAAGAACAUUAAACGGUACCGGAAAGAGCUGGAGAAGGAGGGGAGUCCCCUGGCGGAGAAGGACGAGAACGGGAAAUACCUCUACCUGGACUUUGUCCCGGUCACCUACAUGCUGCCCGCCGACUACAACCUGUUCGUGGAGGAGUUCCGGAAGAGCCCGUCCAGCACGUGGAUCAUGAAGCCGUGCGGCAAAGCCCAGGGCAAGGGCAUCUUCCUCAUCAACAAGCUCUCGCAGAUCAAAAAGUGGUCCCGGGACAGCAAGACGUCCUCGUUUGUGUCUCAGUCCACGAAGGAAGCCUACGUGAUCUCCCUCUACAUCAGCAACCCGUUACUGAUCGGCGGCAGGAAGUUCGACCUGCGCCUGUACGUCCUGGUGUCUACCUACCGCCCGCUGCGCUGCUACAUGUACAAGCUCGGCUUCUGCCGCUUCUGCACCGUGAAGUACACGCCCAGCACCAGCGAGCUGGACAACAUGUUUGUGCACCUCACCAACGUCGCCAUCCAGAAGCACGGGGAGGACUACAACCACAUCCACGGGGGCAAGUGGACGGUGAGCAACCUGCGGCUGUACCUGGAGAGCACCCGAGGCAAGGAGGUGACCGGCAAGCUGUUCGACGAGAUCCACUGGAUCAUCGUGCAGUCGCUGAAGGCCGUGGCGCCGGUGAUGAACAACGACAAGCACUGCUUCGAGUGCUACGGCUACGACAUCAUCAUCGACGACAAGCUGAAGCCCUGGCUGAUCGAGGUUAACGCGUCUCCGUCUCUCACCUCCAGCACCGCCAACGACCGGAUCCUUAAGUAUAACCUGAUUAACGACACCCUCAACAUCGCGGUCCCCAACGGCGAGAUCCCAGACUGCAAAUGGAACAAGUCCCCCCCGAAGGAGGUUCUUGGCAAUUACGAAGUUCUGUACGAUGAGGAGCUGGCGCAGGGGGACGGGGCCGAGCGCGAGCUGAGAAGUCGCUCAGGCCAGUCGCUGGGGCCCAGAGGGCUCCGGUCGAGAGACUCGGGGAGAUCCUUCCUCACGACCUGGAAGUGACCACGGUAAGGGCGAGACUCCAGCCUGGACCGGUGCUCACCGCGCCCAGCCCUCACCAAAGACAUAUUUUGAAAUCUCCUUUUUCUAGAGCUUUUUUCCUUUCCUAAGCCCUGUAAAUAAAUAAAGACGUUUCUUUGAAAGGUUAA